AAUACAAGCACCAAAAUGGUUCUUGCCAAAUCUACCCGAAUGUAUCUGAUCAUAUUUAUAGGAACAGUUUUAAUAUACUUACUGCUCCAUUGUGUACCCACUUAUCUGCCGCCUUCCGAUAAUAAGAACACUGAGCCACCGCCAUUGUAUAUCAUUACGCCAACUUAUCGACGACCUGAACAAUUGGCCGAAUUGACACGUCUUGGCCAAACUCUGAAGCAUGUGAAAAACUUACUGUGGCUGGUCAUUGAGGAUGCCUAUGAUUGGCAUCCCCUGGUUACUCACAUUCUGGAUCGCAUUGGUGUUCCCUAUGUGUAUCUAUUGGCACCCAUGCCUGAACAAUAUAGAAAAGGUUAUAUACCACGCGGUGUUUCCAAUCGCAAUCGUGGUCUCGAAUAUUUAAGAGCCAAUGCCACUGAAGGUGUAUUCUAUUUUGCUGAUGAUGAUAAUACCUAUGAUAUUAGUUUAUUCGAAGAGAUGCGCUAUAUACAAAAAGUCGGCAUGUGGCCAGUUGGUCUAGUGACAAGCACUGGAGUUAGUAGCCCAAUUAUACGGAAUGGCAAAUUGGAUGGCUACUAUGAUGGCUGGAUUGGUGGUCGAAAAUAUCCUAUUGAUAUGGCUGGGUUUGCUGUCAGUGUUAAAUUUCUUCAUGAGCGACCAAAUGCCAAGGUGCCGUUUAAAACAAGUUUUGAGGAGACUCUAUUUCUUGAGAGUCUCGAGCCGUUGGAGAGGUCAGAUAUCGAAUAUCUGGCCGACGAGUGUACAGAUAUUCUCGUCUGGCAUACGCAAUCUGUGAAAAAUGGCCCCGCAAAGCCAUUCAAUGAGACACUUCAUAAUGAUACAAAUCUAAAAUAUUUGGAAAUGUUACUAGUACGAAAAUCGUAAUUAUAGUUAGAUGUAUUUUUUAGA
Drosophila willistoni is the source of this 909-nucleotide messenger RNA. Its product is annotated as galactosylgalactosylxylosylprotein 3-beta-glucuronosyltransferase P. The record is from RefSeq and is a predicted model, not a curated record. Gene Ontology annotation, biological process: chondroitin sulfate proteoglycan biosynthetic process; carbohydrate metabolic process. Gene Ontology annotation, molecular function: galactosylgalactosylxylosylprotein 3-beta-glucuronosyltransferase activity. Bases 16 to 885 code for a protein of 289 amino acids. Gene Ontology annotation, cellular component: Golgi membrane. The transcript has 5 exons. Lineage: Eukaryota; Metazoa; Arthropoda; Insecta; Diptera; Drosophilidae.